Plasmopara halstedii is the source of this 237-nucleotide messenger RNA. RefSeq lists its product as uncharacterized. Bases 1 to 237 code for a protein of 78 amino acids. The transcript has 2 exons. Lineage: Eukaryota; Oomycota; Peronosporomycetes; Peronosporales; Peronosporaceae. The record is from RefSeq and is a predicted model, not a curated record.
AUGACGGAUGAUGACGGAACGUCCGUACCCGAAAUCCGACUACAUAUCCAGAUUGAAGGCUGGGGGUUGCACGAACCAGGAAUCACGGCAACUUCAAUUAAUUUCAUAUACUUGUACUAUCAAUUUUUUCUAACACUGCAACUGCAACAGUUCAGCAUUGCAAUGUCAUCGAACGAGUUUGACAGCAUUUUUUUUGAAGGCGUACGUUGGACUCAGCAAGCAACGCAACGGACUUGA